AUGUCACAACUUGAACCAGAUCCAUAUAAGGUGUUGGGCUUGCCCAAGGAAGCCACUCUUUCCGAAAUUCGGGCCGCCCAUCGCAAACGAGUAUUGAAGUGUCACCCCGAUAAGAUCCUAGAUCAGGCUCUACGAGAUGUCGCCCAGCAGGAAUUCCAAGAGGUACAGGCUGCCUACGAACUCCUCUCCGAUCCAACCCGCCGACUUCGCUACGAUCAGAAGAUAAGACUGGCCGAUCUGAGACGUGAGAAACGACGGACUGAGGAGGAGGAUAUAGCGGCACGUGGCAUGGCUGCCGCGCGAGAGAUGCGCGAGGGUCACAUUGUGGAGGAGCGCGUGCCGUUUGACACUUUCUUUGAAGAACCACGAUUCAGCGAGGAGCCCCGAUCAUACUCUCGGAAGACCGAUGAGUUUGGGAAACGACCCAAAGCAAAGGAAGAGAAGAAGAAGACUAAAGUGCCAAUGAGCAGCGAACGUGCUGCCAAGGAAUCUCGCGAUACUACUAAGGCCUCUCAUUCCGAGCGACAACGACGCCGGGACAAAGAACGCCGGGGUCAACAAUCAGACAAGUACGAAUCAUUCGGUCCGUUUGUAGUGUCCGACGCUUCCUCCUCCAGUGAAUCUGAGGCAUACGAUCCAAAACCAUCUCGUCGGUCUCGAGAGUCUCGCUCUCGGCCUACAGAGGCGUCUUCACGACGUCGCGAUCAGGAUGACUAUGACGAGCACCCAUACUACACGGGCAAGCUUAGCCAGGCCGAGGAACACAUUGAACGUGCCAAAUAUGAUGCUUCUCGACGCCGGAUGUCUCCACAGCGAUCCCGUGGUUACGAGUCCGCUGAACCAGAGUCCGCCCCCCGCCGCUCGGGACGGUCCUCCCGGCCAAACCCAAUUCGCUCAUCCUCGCGCCACAACUCUUCCUAUGAGGACCUAGAGCCCCGCUACGAUUCUGGCAAGCCGCCCAAGAUACCGACUGCGACAACAGUUCCGGGCCCCAAAACAUCUCUUCGUCCAACAUUCUUCGGUGGAGUCCGCUCCGCCACCGCCUCGGCAUACACUCGACCUAAGCGGGAUUCCUCCCGAAGUCGAACUGACGAUGUUCUCAACAAGAUGGUCAACGAGCCUAUCCCGCAAAGAUCGUCCAAGCUACGUGAUAAAUACGAUUCGGGCUACUCAAGUCCCAACACCCCCGAACUCGCACCCAAAGGUUCCCCGAAGGUUACUGCUCGAUACAAGAUCGAGGAACCUAUCAUCGUUGAACCCUCGAAGUCCUCCAGGUAUCGCACUCUUUCGCCCGAAAGGGAAAGAGAGCGUACACCUCGUGUUGCUCCUCCCAGGCGGGCACAGACCUUCCAGUCUUACUCUACCGACUCAAGUCCUCGCAUCGAGAUCCGCUCCGUGCGACCCUCCCGAACCCACACAGUUGAAUACGCCCCACACAUCCGAAGUGAAGACGUAAAAUACACCCGGGAGAUCCGACCGAGCGAGGUCAACAUGUCUCCUGGCCAUGGCUAUUAUUACACCGAGCAUGUCCGCUCACGCCGACCCUCAGCAGCUGUGUAA
Penicillium odoratum is the source of this 1560-nucleotide messenger RNA. Its product is annotated as J domain-containing protein. NCBI's taxonomy places the organism in Eukaryota, Fungi, Ascomycota, Eurotiomycetes, Eurotiales, Aspergillaceae. The record is from RefSeq and is a predicted model, not a curated record. The transcript has a single exon. The coding region runs from base 1 to 1560 and encodes 519 amino acids.